Molecule: messenger RNA, 381 nt
Organism: Postia placenta MAD-698-R-SB12
Lineage: Eukaryota; Fungi; Basidiomycota; Agaricomycetes; Polyporales; Adustoporiaceae
Exons: 3
Coding region: 1-381 (126 amino acids)
Source: RefSeq, a predicted model, not a curated record
AUGUCAACACCAGAGGCUCUGAUCCAGCAUCCACCCGCUAUGAGAGUUGGUGGGCGCCGUCUGUCGACUACCACACGCCCUAAACCACAAUCCUCCACGGAGACCAAGUCGCCCUCGCCGCCCGCUGAGGCGCCCAACUACCCGCGCCCGGCACCGCCAGGCGAGCAACCGCCCCCACACGACCCGCAAGAAGACGAGGUGCCCAAGAAGGAGCGUAAGAAGGGUGGUGGCGGCGACGAGCACGAGCGCCGUCUUCAAGAGAGCCUCUACCGCAAGGCUGAGCAGAACCGGCCAAGCCGCGACGGGCACACCGCGAAGAAUGUGAACGCGGUCGGCGGCGGUGGCAGGAUCGGGCAGCCCGCGGGUCGCACGCUGAUGUGA